AAACGAAACUAAGACCAACAUUUCUCUCUCUCUCACACUCACACACACACACACUCACAAGCCUCACUGUUACACUGAGACACGACUGCUUCGUGUCAGCUGAAGGAACUCUUUCAGAGAUUCGUCUCCCCUCGACAUGAUGUCUGGAGAACCAGAAAAAUUUGAUGUCCAUCCUAACACGGAAGGAAUAAUGUCAGUGAAACGAAUGCUGAAGGCGAAAGCAUGCAAGGACGACUUCCUGCACUCCAACCUGGAUGUUGCUGAGCGCAUCUUCAGACACAGCCCUCUCAGCACAGCCAUAACCCUGCAGGUCAAAGGUCAAUGGCAGUGUGUGAGAAUCGGCAUAGACGACAACGUGAUUUACACCGUGUCAUCCGAGGGCAGUCAAGCUCGCAUCGAUUGCUGCGUCUCCUGCAGUGAUGACAAGGUCAAUUCCGAAGAUAUUAAGAGCAUCCAUUUCAGCGUGCAUUCCUGCCAGAAUGAGAUCAGGUCCUGUUUCACAGAAGCCAAAGGUGCAGUGAGCUCCAAACCUCUGGCAUUAAAAAUCACAUGCAACAGGUUUUCCAUCACCUACGUCACCCUGAACGUACCUGACGAGAUGAAGAUGAUCGAAACAAAAUGCCAGUUUAACCUGUAUUCCAUAACGGCUGAGGAAUUGCUCAAAAGGAAGUGCUGGAUGGAGAAAGAGAAAGCAAAUUGUCAGGAGUUGAUCGCGUGCCUCGAUUAUCUGAUUCAGAAAUAUCUCACUGUACCUGGGGCUCCGAAAUAUAACUGCAGGUUCGUUUUACAGGGAAACAAAGAAAUGGCUGAAAUUAUUUCACAGAGUUCAAUCAAUCAGUUAAUGAAAGAGUACGUUUUGAUGUAUGGGAAAUAUGCAAACAUCUCCAUAUAUCCGUCUCUUGACUGAAACUGAAAUCGCUAAAUUUUGUCAAGUGAAUUGGAGCAAUUUUCCCAAACAUCAUUGAGGUCUUCAUCAACUGUUCCAUGUUUUUGAUUGAACUUUUUUUUUUGUAAAUCUCAUCAUUUCCAUGGAGAUUUUCUUGAAUACAAAAACUCAAUUUGCAUAAAAACCAGCUACAUAGCGUGCGAGAUAUUCACCAUAAAUAUACGUAACGUUCUCAACACCAGAUGUCAACAUUAACGUUAUCAGGUGUCAAGUAAGAAACACAGUAAAGGUGCGACAUUCACCGAUUCAUUUUCCGCACUUUGAAACUCGACAGUGAUUUAAUGAAUAUGUAAGAAUAGAAUCACAGUGCGCUUGGUCUCCAUCAUCCAACGCUGCUUGUUUUUGAAAACUUUCACAUCAAAUACUGAGCUCCCCCCCCCCCAUGUUUUCCAGAUUAUACAGCGAGUUUUGUUUUUCUCUUUAUAUUUUACAUCUAAAACCCUUGUUGAAAAUCUGAAUUUUCUUUCACAGGAUAAACCAUUUGACUUUAGCUAAUCAAACAAUCGUUAUUGUUGGAAUAUUGCACUGCUGA
This is a messenger RNA of Neoarius graeffei (lesser salmon catfish), 1478 nucleotides long. RefSeq lists its product as uncharacterized. Bases 137 to 907 code for a protein of 256 amino acids. The record is from RefSeq and is a predicted model, not a curated record. NCBI's taxonomy places the organism in Eukaryota, Metazoa, Chordata, Actinopteri, Siluriformes, Ariidae. The transcript is spliced from 3 exons.